AGUAGAAUAAAUAAAUAAAACCAUGGCAAAGAAAAAGCCCUCACCGUUAAAAAUAAACCCGGAGGACGAGCAGUUGCUAAGCGACAACACGUCAGCAACAAGUUCUCGGAGAUCCUCCGCGGGUGGUGGUUUGGCUUAUUUGGCUUCACGUAGGAAUUCACUAAGUCCUAAAUUAUUACAAAAAUGCGAGCUCGAAAAAAGACAAAAGAAAUCCACGUCGCAACGGAGGCAGAGCAAUUUUUUGGAAUUGCCAGUCCUCGAAUUCGGGAAGAACAGCCCCCGGAAGCACCGUGUGGGUUCCCUCCCCGCCCGCAGUUACCAUGGCAACCACCCGCACCAUCACCAUGGCGACUCCUCCGAUACGGAUGACGAGGACGAUUCCGAGAUUAACGUUGACGCCACGGCGUUGAUGUACCGUUUGAGAAAUUUUAACAUUAAGGACAAUCGCGUUGUCAACGAAGGCGACGAAGUGUUGCCUAGAAACAGCAGGAGAUUCAUUAAAUCCAAUCCGAGCACCAGGAAUUCGUCGAGAAACUCGCCAAUCUCGUCGUCAUGUUGUAAUUCGAACAAUUCGAUGGAGUCGAUUUACUCGGAAAUCAGCGACACGACGAGCGGGGAUUUUUUCUUUGGUUCGGAAGAGAACCGGUAUCGAGUGGUCAUGUUGGGUCACUCGGGAGUCGGGAAAAGCGCAUUGGUCAAUCAGUUCAUGACCUCAGAGUACAUUUCCACGUAUGACGCCAGUUUGGACGACGAAUUUGGGGAGCGGACGAUUUCCGUGCAGCUCGACGGCCAAGAAUCCGAACUCGUUUUCAUCGAUCAUCCCUGCUCGGAGAUGUCGCCGGAAAACUCCCUGGCAACGUACAACCCGCACUGUUGCAUAAUCGUAUAUUCGAUAACGGAUCGUCAUAGUUACGCCGUUGCCGAGGAGAUUUUGCGCUAUCUUUGGCAGGUGGAGACGAGCUCAAAGGCCGUGAUUUUAGUGGGAAACAAGUGUGAUUUGGAACGGGCUCGCGAAGUGCAAGUGCAUGAAGGAAAAACCCUGGCAACGACCUAUUCAGCGAAAUUCAUCGAAACGUCGCCCGGCCUUCAGCACAACGUGGACGAGUUGCUCGUGGGUUCUCUGAAGCAGUGUCGUCUCCGCCACAGUUUCCAUGACAACCAGAGGAGGAAACAGAGAAAAAGUUUGAAACAUAAGAGGAAGAGGAAUAUUUUUUCGAUUCACGAGUUGGCAUGGGAAUUGUUGAGGAAAUUGGUGCAGGCCGAGGAUUUGCUGAUUAAGAAGUCGAAAUCGUGCCAAAAUUUACAUGUUUUGUAAUUUUUUUGGGGGGGUUUUAUUGGAAUAAAAUUGGGGGUUUUUUUGGGUAAUA
Molecule: messenger RNA, 1367 nt
Organism: Folsomia candida
Lineage: Eukaryota; Metazoa; Arthropoda; Collembola; Entomobryomorpha; Isotomidae
Product: GTP-binding protein GEM
Exons: 6
Coding region: 23-1315 (430 amino acids)
Cellular component (GO): plasma membrane
Molecular function (GO): GTPase activity; GTP binding; calcium channel regulator activity
Source: RefSeq, a predicted model, not a curated record